CACGCGGGCUACAUCACAUCCGGCUUCAGUCACGUGGUCCCCGUUGGACUCUGCUGAUGCCCCGGUGGGGAUUCUGGACUCGUGAGCGUUGAGGUAAUGUGGAAAGGUCAGUUACUGCCGGCUGGUGGCAUGUGGGACGGAGUUUUGAUCGCGAUCGUACUACUGGUGGUGUUCUGUUGUGCGUGGGAUGCUCGAAAGCCGAAGAAAUUCCCCCCAGGACCGGCUUGGCUCCCGUUUAUAGGCAGCGGUUUGGUGGUGUUGAAGUUGGUCCGUUCCCUAAAGUACUUCCACUUAAUGUGGCAGGCUUUAGCGAGGCAGUAUGGUCCCGUUGUUGGAGUUCGCUUCGGUCAGGACCUCAUCGUGGUGGUGUCGGGUCGGGAAGCGAUCAGAGCCAUGUAUGCGAAGGAGCAGUUUGAUGGACGUCCGGAUGGGUACUUCUUUCGGAUGCGCUCGUUUGGUCAACGGCUUGGUGUUGCUUUGACCGAUGGGACACAUUGGGAGGUUCAGCGGAAGUUCACCGUUCGUACGAUGAAACAACUCGGAAUGGGACGCAAUGAGUUUGUGCGAGUGAUCGAACGUGAGGUGGAGGAGUUGAUCGCUAACUACCGGAUUCGAGUGGCCGCUGGUGAGACGUUCCCAAUGAGCGGUUCGCUGGACGUUUCGUUGCUUAAUGUGCUGUGGGUGUUGAUGGCCGGGCAACGGUUUGAUCUGGAGAACGAGCGGUUGCGGUGGCUCGCCGAAACCAUCCAUCAAACGUUUCACGUGAUCGACGUGUCCGGUGGAACGCUGAAUCGCUUUCCAUGGUUGCGGUUUGUUUGUCCGGAAAGUUCCGGUUAUGGACCGAUGCUGCGACUACUUAAACCCCUUUGGGGAUUCUUGGAGGAAACGAUCGAAUCAAUAAGGAAGAACCCGCACUGUCCGGAUCGUCGUGACAGCUUGAUCUCGUGCUUUCUUGUGGAGAUGUCUCGAGCGGAACAUCACGGUUCCUUCACAGACUCACAGCUCGUCAGUUUGUGCUUGGAUCUGUUUCAGGCCAGCAUCGAAACGAUCAGCAGUGUGCUUGGGUUUGCCUUCCAGUACAUGCUACACCAUCCGGACGUGAUGAGCAGAGUGCAGCAGGAGUUGGAUGGCGUUAUCGGUCCAGAUCGAUUACCAACGGCUAACGAUCGAGCCCGGCUGCCGUACACUGAAGCCGUGAUUCUGGAGGUAGAACGGAUCGCUACCAUCGUCCCCGGAAGUCUGGUGCAUCGAGCGAUGGAUAAUGUGGAGCUGUGUGGCUUCACCAUUCCGAAGGAUGCGAUCGUCCUGCCAAUGCUAUACUCGCUUCAGAUGGACCAAGACUAUUGGAUUGAUCCGGAUGUGUUCCGUCCGGAACGGUUUCUCAGUGUGGAAGGCGAUCGAGUGGUACAGCACGAUUUGUUCAUACCGUUUGGCGCAGGUCGUCGACGGUGUCUCGGGGAAGCGUUGGCCAAACCGGCUGUAUUUCUUUUCUUUUCCGCUAUUUUGCAUUGCUUUACGAUUGAGCCGGCUGAUAAGGAGCUACCGUCGUUGAGUGCGGUCGAUGGAAUCACUCUGUCGCCACAACCUUUUAGUCUAAGGUUCGCCGAAAGGACACGAACCGUAUGAAAGUUCGAAUACGAAUGAUAAAUAAACGAUGAGAAUGAA
Messenger RNA from Anopheles nili, 1665 nucleotides. Its product is annotated as methyl farnesoate epoxidase-like. NCBI's taxonomy places the organism in Eukaryota, Metazoa, Arthropoda, Insecta, Diptera, Culicidae. The transcript has 3 exons. Gene Ontology annotation, biological process: xenobiotic metabolic process. The record is from RefSeq and is a predicted model, not a curated record. Gene Ontology annotation, molecular function: iron ion binding; oxidoreductase activity, acting on paired donors, with incorporation or reduction of molecular oxygen, reduced flavin or flavoprotein as one donor, and incorporation of one atom of oxygen; heme binding. Gene Ontology annotation, cellular component: cytoplasm; intracellular membrane-bounded organelle. Bases 97 to 1626 code for a protein of 509 amino acids.